GCACCGCACAGAGUAAGGUUUGAAACUCUGAUCGGAGCCCAAUUCUCUUUCCUCUUGAGCCACCAGUUUUCAAAUCAUUCAGAAAAAGCAAAGAACUUCAUCAACUCAAUUUCCCGCUACCUUCAUUCGUGUUUUUUCAGGUUUAUUGGGCUUCUGUAAUUGAUGGAAGCAUCUUUAUUGUGAGCGGAAUUGUUGGGUUCUGGGUGUAUAUAUUAAUUGUCAAAGUUAUCUAUCAUGCUGGUGUAUACUUCUAAGGAAGGAAGGAAAUAGAGAAGAGUAAUUAGCGGCCGUUUGCAGAAGCAUACUAGCAAGCAUGGAAUGUAAUAAAGAUGAAGCUUUGAGGGCUAAAAGGCUUGCAGAGAAGAUGCUUUCACAGAGGGACCUUGGGGGCGCAAGAAUUCUUGCAAUGAAGGCUCAAAAGUUAUAUCCCGAUAUUGAUGGCCUUCGUCAGUUGCUGGCGACUAUUGAGGUGUAUAUCUCUGCUGACAAAAGAGUAAAUGGAGAGGUUGAUUGGUACAAGAUCCUUGGUGUGCAACCCUUGGCUGAUGAUGAAACAGUUCGAAGACAUUACAGGCAGCUGGCUCUUAUUUUGCACCCUGAUAAAAAUAAAUCGGUAGGGGCAAAUGGGGCAUUUAACCUUAUUUCACAGGCUUGGAGUUUAUUAUCUGAUAAAGCCAGGAAAAUCAUCUAUGACCAAAACUACAGUAUAUGGGGCAUAUAUCAAGGAAAUUCAGGUGGGAAACCUUCAAUACCAGCUAGUCAGAAUGGUUUAUAUAAUAUGUCCAAUACUGCUAAUUGGAAGGACAGAGAUCAUAGGAGUGCUAUUCCUCUCAAUUCUACUCCACUCAGUCCAGUGCCUCCUGUGACAUUCAAACAGACAUUUUGGACCAUGUGCAGUUUCUGCAGGACAAAGUUUGAGUACUAUACUGUUUAUAUCAACUGCAAUCUUGUCUGUACCACCUGUCAUAAGCCAUUUUUUGCUUUUGAGGCUUUGCCCCCAACUGCAUGCAGAAAUGUUUCAUCCAUUUCAAGAAUUUCUCAGAUGGAGCAACACAACUUCACCUCUACUGGUUUAGGUAGGACACCAAUUUCUGCUGUCAACUUGUCACGUGGGUCAGGUCCUUUCUCUAUGCACAGUGGUAUUACCAGUGUACCAAUCUCAGCUUCUACUGCUGCUGAAGCUUCUGGUGCUUUUAGGAUGUCAUCUGAGAAUUUGAAAAGAAGACACGAAGAUUUGACACCUGUCAUGAAGGAGGAGGUUCAUUUUGGGAAAACUCAUGCUGUUGAGAGAACUGGUGCUGGUUCAGCUUUUCAGUCCUCUUGUCUUGGUUCAAAUUCUAUUCUGAAAGGAGACAAGCCAAAGAAAAGAAGGCGCAUUGAUGAACGUAAAGUUGAUAGCGAUAGAAGAAAUAUGAAAGCUAAUACAACAUCUCAAAAAGAAGGAACAAACUUGACCAAUGAAUUUGGAUCUCAGAAAUACAGUUCUGAUACAGGAAGGGUUAAUGUUGCUGGAAGUUACAAGCGCAAUGGUAUUAGGGACGUAUCACAGCUGCAAAUGAGGACAAUAUUGAUGGAAAAGGCUCAGAAGGAGAUUCUUAAAAAGCUUGAUGAAUGGAAGGCUUCUUCAGUAUCAAAGAAUUUGUGCCAGUCAAAGAAUACUGAUACAGACAUCAGAGAGAAGGACAGAGAAAAUGCCACAAAUGGUGUAAAACCUGGUACCCAGGAAUUUGCCAAUUCUGAAACCAUCAGCGAAAAGUGUUUCUCUACUGAUCCAGAGCCAGAGAUGCCUGAUUCUCUCUCAAUGAAUGUUCCAGAUCCAGAUUUCCAUGAUUUUGAUGGAGACCGUAUUGAAAAUGCUUUUGGUGAGAACCAGGUGUGGGCUGUAUAUGAUAAUGAGGAUGGCAUGCCGCGCUACUAUUGCUUAAUCCACAAUGUAAUCUCAAAGGAUCCUUUCCAAAUGAGGAUUAGCUGGCUGAACGCCAAAAGCAAUGAUGAAUUGGCCCCAAUAAAGUGGGUCAGUUCUGGCUUUCCUAAGACCUCUGGAGAUUUCAGAAUAGGAAAGCGAGGAUUAUAUAGCACAUUUAAUUCCUUCUCGCACAGGGUUAAGUGGACAAAAGGUUCAAGAGGGGCUGUCCACAUAUAUCCGAAGAAAGGUGAUAUAUGGGCUCUGUAUCGGAACUGGUCCACUGACUGGAAUGAAUUUACUGACGAUGAAAUCAUACAGAAAUAUGACAUGGUGGAGGUGCUUGAAGACUACAGUGAAGAACAAGGUGUGAAUGUUGCCCCACUUGUCAAGGUUGCAGGUUUCAAGACAGUGUUCCGCCAUAAUGCCGAUCCAAGAAAAAUCAAGAAUAUUUCAAGGGAAGAGAUGUUUCGUUUCUCACACCAGGUUCCUUCAUACUUGCUUACAGGUGAAGAGGAUCAGAAUGCUCCAAAAGGUUGCUUGGAGCUUGAUCCUGCUGCUACGCCUAUGGAACUUCUUCAGGUGUUCACUGAAGAUGCACAGCCAGAAAUGGUAAUGACAACUGAAAAAUCUUUGGAAGAUGAAUUGAGGCACAAAGAGAAUUCGAGGGAGGAUGGUUUGGUUGAGAGUUCCCAGACAACCAAGGAAAAAAAUUCUGAUGCAGCACUGAGAGAGAAGAGAAGUAGGCCCGAGAUUUUGUUUGUAUAUAAGCGGAAACGUUUUAGGAAAAACAAAGAGAGCAAUGAAGACUAGUGACUCUUAAGAAAUUGUGUGUUCCAUUUAGCCAGAGAUAGCAGAUUUGAAUAGUCAACAACUCCAUAGCUUACAGUCACCAAUUUAAACAUAAAUUAGAACAUCUUCUGUUGUUUUUGCUGUAUAUUGGCGGGGCUACAGUUUUGCAUUUAGUGUUGGUGUUGCCCUCAAGAAUGAUUUCGGCUUGUAUCUAUAAGACUGUCUGAAAUGCCAAUGUACGCCAGUUACUAGUUUCUGCAAGGCAAAAAUAAAAUUCAGCAUCAUUCAGCUCCUUCGACUGGAAACAUUAAUCUUUAUUUUCUAGUUCUUUUUUCUUCAUCCUGUAAUUAACCAUAGCUAUAGAGCUGGUCAAAUUGUACAUUAUAGCUGCAACUUUUUGCUUGCACCUUAUGAAUCAAAGUAUUAAUUUUGCUAUUU
Messenger RNA from Abrus precatorius (Indian licorice), 3133 nucleotides. RefSeq lists its product as uncharacterized. The transcript is spliced from 2 exons. Lineage: Eukaryota; Viridiplantae; Streptophyta; Magnoliopsida; Fabales; Fabaceae. The record is from RefSeq and is a predicted model, not a curated record. The coding region runs from base 314 to 2716 and encodes 800 amino acids.